AUGGAUAUAUACUGCGGUAGCACAGGGUUCGUUACUAUCCCCGCCCAGCAGAUCAAGUCGUUGGUAGCCUUCCAAGCGCUAUCACAUGCGAUAUCACAUGUGGCCCGCAUGACGUAUUUCCCGGAAAGUCCUUCCUUCUCCAAGAUCACAGACGAGUACCUCGACGGGUACAAAACUGUACCUCCGACCAUCACAAGCCGGGAGCUUUCGGCGGACCGCUGUCAUGCGGAUGGACCGAGAACAGCCGAGAAGAAUGUGGCAGCUACUGAUUGUGGUUGA
Molecule: messenger RNA, 279 nt
Organism: Penicillium diatomitis
Lineage: Eukaryota; Fungi; Ascomycota; Eurotiomycetes; Eurotiales; Aspergillaceae
Exons: 2
Coding region: 1-279 (92 amino acids)
Source: RefSeq, a predicted model, not a curated record